Molecule: messenger RNA, 4041 nt
Organism: Fulvia fulva
Lineage: Eukaryota; Fungi; Ascomycota; Dothideomycetes; Mycosphaerellales; Mycosphaerellaceae
Product: Anucleate primary sterigmata protein A
Exons: 2
Coding region: 1-4041 (1346 amino acids)
Biological process (GO): establishment of mitochondrion localization; maintenance of protein location in cell cortex; dynein-driven meiotic oscillatory nuclear movement
Cellular component (GO): cell cortex; mitochondrion
Molecular function (GO): phospholipid binding; tubulin binding
Source: RefSeq, a predicted model, not a curated record
AUGGCCGACUAUUUUAGCGAGUACAAUUCCUUCCUUGGUGCCAAAGGGCUACCGUCGCCGGCCGACACACCAUAUGAGACCCCAGCGAUCAUCCGGUCGAAACGAUCUUCUCGCGUGGCAUCUUCUAGAGAGCAUUCUAUAACUCCACCUCUACCUUCGGACUCGACAGAAACGCCCGACAAAUCAAAAUACUCGUCACUGGACCCGCGUCGCUUCACACCUACGCUUCAUGCGUCUCUGGUGUCCGAGAUCCUGAAUCUCAGGCGUGAGCUUGACUCCAAGAAUCACCUGGUGGAGAAUCUCGAGACUACACUCUCGACCGUGAAGGUUGAGAAUGAGACGCUCAAUGGCCAGCUCUCAGAGAGCGCGAGGGAGGUGCGGAAGGCGAAGCGGCAGGUGGAGCAGAUGGAGCAGGGGACUUUCGAUGCGGUAGAGGUCUUGGCUCAGGAACGAGACAAUGCGAAAGCAGCCCUUGACGACUUGCGGAGCAAGUUUGAAAACACCCAACGGAAGACCCGCCAGCAAGAUGAGGACUCCGAACGGACGCAGAGCAUUUGGGAGAACGAGAAGGAGGCGUGGGACAACGAGCGACGACAGUUGGAACGAAGAGUGCAUGUCACCGAAAGUCGAUUACGGGCGGUGGUAGAAGAGAUGGCCAUACAACAGUCUCAGACUGUGCAAGAAGACGACACCACCGACGAAAACACUUUCAAGGAUAGUGGCCUGGGUGAAGGUAGCGACACUUCGAGCAUACGGACUGCAUCGCCUACCAAACACAAGCGAAAUAUGAGUAGCAUCAGCUUUCGACGAAGGCAGACACGAUUCUCGAUGUCCUCCCGCACCACAACAGCUACGCCCGACCUUUACGCCCGAUCUGGAAACAACCUUGCAGACGAGCUAGGAAUUGAUGAAGAGGACGAGUACGACAACGACGAUUCAGAGCAUGGAGACGACGACUUCGACUUUUCCGAGCGAGCGAAUCAAUCUCCAGAGUCCAGGCGUAGUGUAGUGCGCCGAACGCUCGACGCAAAGACGAAACGUAUCUUGGACGUUCCUAUCGAAGCACAGGAGACGCAGGGAGCACCCUCAGUCCCGCGACCACAGUACCAUGAUCGAGCUACAACUCCGCCACCGCAGCACAUGGAGCUGCGCGAGCCGGCGCCCAAGGUUGUGUACGUCGACAAUGGGUAUCAGCCCUCGCCGCCAGCGUCCCCGCCUCGAGUGGAAGUAUCCCAUGAACAAGAGGACACGAAAGUCGUCGAACAUGUCACUACAGACGAGCAUGCACCACCUGCUAGCACACAGAGAAAUUCUGGUUUGCAGCUCGCAACUUCAGACCGUCUUUCACUUACAUCUGGUUCGCCAAUCAGUCCACCGCAGACGCCGGUUGUGGAUGGAGUAACCUGGCUUGAGGAGAAAGCGUCCCCUGCUGUAGCACCAGCAUAUAGCACAGCAUCGACGCAGACCGACCCUGUGGAACCAGAACCCCCGAAAGGCCACACACCGAAGCGUGACAGCCUGUCUCCACCUUCGUUCGUCCCAUCGAUUGCGAUUCACCCACCUAAUUCGAGGCCGUCUUCUCCACGACCGUAUGUUUUACCACCUGGCACCAAAAACGCAUCCGCACAAGCGAACCUUGUAUGGCCGUGCAAGGAUGCCAGUGUGCAGACCGAAGAGAUCAGGAUCGACAAACGACCUGUGAAACUGCCGCCCCAUCUGCUGCCAGGAAGCCUGCUCCCGAGUCCCACGUUCCAGGAACCAGCUCCACGACCAAAUCGUAUUGCGAGCGCUGGAAACGCGAAGAUCUUCACCAAGAUUCCACGGAUACCAGUCAGCUCUAUCCCCAUCUCACCUUCCGCAGUGCAGUCUCCUUCCGACUCAAGCUCGGAGAUGUCGCGGAACAACAGCUCAAAAGACCUCCGAAACUAUCCAUUGAAGGCGUUACCCUUGCCACGGCCUGUUCUGUCUCCACCGAUGCCACAUGGUGAGACGUUUCAGAGCAACGGGCCGCUGAAUAGAUCAUCACAAUACGGUGUCAGCCAGCCAAAGUUCGAUAAUGCUUACUUUACUGACGCCGAUCAGUUGUCAGAGGGUAGCGACUACGAAGACGGUGGUACUGACUACGAUGGGUCUGAUUUGGCAGGCUCCAUCCCACAGCUCAGCCGUCCUCCGCCGGGACGUUUUGGUCUUUCCGAGCCUCCUAAAGCUGUGCCCGAGGACAAAGAGAUCUCGCCGGAGCGUCGACCGGACACUGCCGACUCAUAUGGAGCUGCGCCAGCACCAUCCGUCUCGAGCAGUCGAGCGAACUCGCAGCGCAGAAAUGUUCGUCAGACCUCGAAGCUUAGCAAGCCGGAUGCUCGCAAGGAGUUCCGUUCGAGAAGUCCGAGCUUCGGCAGCAUGGCAUCUACUACGAAGAGCGCGCCGCCAGGAGCAGCUGGCGUACACAUCCCGCCUCCGUAUCCUAUUCCAUUGCGAUCGAGCUCGCGUGUGCCAGCUAAGACAUCUAGCGAGGGCUCUCGAAGCCCGACGCGGUAUGAGGCUCUAGGUGCUCGAGGCUCACGUGCGGGACGCUCGCAGCACUCGAGGCAGGUGAGUCUCAGGAAGGUGCAGUCAGCUGCUGUCAUUCGCAACCGCACAGGUCGAGGUUCGCCGACGAAGGGGCAUCGCAGACGCAGGAGGUCUCCAGAUCUCACGCCUAUCCAGUCGAUGGCGUUAGAAGGCGCAACGCCCACAAGGUUCCCCAUUCCAGAAUUGCCGACGCCAGUGAAGGAGAACCUGCGAAGCCCAGAGUAUGACUGCACCAAAGGCUCUGUGGACAUUGCCAGAUCUCCAGCAGAAGCUAGCAGUGCAGGUCGGGUAUCAGAGGAGACCAACCUCGUGGACGCCAUUGCGGGGACCAUGGUUGGCGAAUGGAUGUGGAAGUACAUCCGCAAGAGGAAGUCCUUCGGCAUCGGCGAGGAUAGCUCCGAGUUCCCUGUCGCUGAUCAGAACGGUGUUGUGAACAUGACCACCGGCCAUGGAACACGUCACAAGCGCUGGGUGUGGCUGUCGCCCUACGAGCGCACCAUCAUGUGGGACAACAAGCAACCAACGUCUGGACCGGCAUUGCUUGGCAAGAAGGGACGAAAGCUUGCGAUUCAGUCCGUACUGGACGUAGAGGAUCCGACACCACUGCCAAAGAAUGCCGAGUUGUCCUCUGCUUGGAAGCGGUCGAUUCUGAUCCUCACCCCAGAACGAGCUUUGAAGUUCACUACUACCACACGGGAACGACAUGGCUUGUGGAUGACAGCUCUCUCAUUCUUGGCGCAAUCGAGUCAACUUCCUGGACAAAUACCCCAGCCGACAACAGCAAAGUCAGACGCACCUCCGAUACCGCCAAUACCUUCGAACAACAACUCGAUAGACGGUGUGCCUGUCAAGCGACACAGGGCUUCCUCUUUCGGAAGAUCCAAAGUCCGAGAUUCAAUCCGAGUUGCCCAUGGUAAGAGGCCAGAAUACCUGCAGGGUCGCUCCGAUCCUGGGGACGUCUACGGCUCAGAGCUUAUCCCAAGUGAGCUUCUGGGUCAAGAAGCAGGCGCGGACUUCCCAGCCGUGCCACGCCUUUACAUCACCACCAGCAAACACCAGCGCAAACGCAGCAACACGGGUCCGCAACACCUGUCUCAGCCGCUGAGCAACUUCCGCAGUUUCUCAUCGAGCGCUGUCCCAUCCUCAACCGGAUCAACGCAUCGCCGAGGGGGCUCUUCAACGAAUGGUUCGUCGUACCGUCCAAAUGUAUCGGCGAAGUCUGUCAGCCGAGGAAACUCGAUCGCCAGUCCAGACAGGCCGAACUUCUUCGAGGCUGUCGGAACCGUACGUAUGGAGGCGUUCGUAGACCCGAACGUGCGAGAUGGCGUUCUGUACAUUCCCGCGCCACCGCCUGUCAUUGGCGCACCACGGAGACCGCGACGAGGCAGCGGCCUGAGUCAGUCGACCGUCGAUAAGAGGCGGGCCGGCUACGUGUUCGACGAAGAUGGCAUGGAUCCGUUCAAGGGGUUCUAA